AUGCUUUCACUUCAGCUUCUUCGUCGGUGUGCGGUGUUGGCUUCCUACCUUCCUUUAUUCCAGGUCGCGGCUCAGGAGUCGUUCUCUCAGACUGUGGGGUGGCGGGAACCCUCCAUCAGCGUAUCUUACAAUGACCGACUUUCUCUGGCAGAAACCACGCUCAGCAUCAUGGCUCGGCAGAUCAACUAUGAUGACGCAUCGACUAUACAGUCGCCCAGCUCGGCUUUGCUCCUUUACACGCUUGCAGAGUACGAUCGGCGCUCGAAUAGCUCGGUCUUUAAGGCCAACGUAACCUCAGCGCUGGGCGCGUUGGCGACCAGCGUGAACUACAACUUCACGUAUAUGCAAGUCUUUAGAUACAACAGUGAUCGUCUCCGCCUUGGUCUUGCGUACUUCUCCGCACACAUCGCAUAUCUAGACAGUCCUCAAGAAAGUGACUUGCUGAAGGCCGCGCUUGCGCUUUGGGAUGCAUCAGCAGCCUACUACGUAUCUCAGGAUGCUGCAACGGCGGGCACUCUCCCUGGGAUACCGAACUUUAACUCAACAUGCGUCCCGCCUGGUGGUACGACCCCCGUCUCUGUGGCUGGUGCCCUGUCUUGGGACAAAACCGCCAGCAUCAAUGGAGAGACCAUUGGUCCAUGGAUUGCACUUUCUUCAUCGCUAUACACCUCGCACCUCAACGCUACCUUUCUAGAACUUGCCGCAUUAUCUAUCCAGUUUGCGAAGACCUUUCUCUCCAAUGGGACUAUGGUCUGGGAUACAUACACGUUCAGUUCUUGCACUCCGAGCUCUCCAACUGAGACGUGGACAUAUAACGGAGGGUACUUCUUACAAGGUCUGAGCACAUUCUACGCCGCGAACAUGUCUGCAGCCACGACUGAGGACCUGGCUUAUUUGAAUGAGCUCGCGGCUUCUCUGAUAUUGUCCUCCCGCUGGACUAACUCCUCCACUGGCAUCAAUAGAGAGGAUGCGAUCACCUCCUCCACGACUGAUGUCUCGCAAAGGAACUUCGGCGCAGAUUGGAAAGCUAUUCUAGUGAACGGCCUGUACGGAUGCAUGUCUGCGGGCCUUCUCAAUGACACCGUGGCCAACUUGACAAGACAAUACAUCGCUGUACAGUAUAACGCCGUGCGGGAGUUGGCGAACUUCACUGCGCCUUCUCUCGAUCAGCAAGUUUACGGGCCCAGCUGGAUCGGUACUCCUACUCCUUUGCAGGACUAUGACUCCGCAGGGCAGCUCGCUGCAGCGGAAUUGUUCACAACCGCGCUGGGAGUUGGACCUCAAGAUGUUGCUAACACCACCAACCCUUCGCAACCAACCACGACAAGCCCUUCUCUUCCCCAAGUGUCACGAUCUAAGACAGGGAUCAUCGUGGGCUCCGUCGUAGGCGGAGCGGCCGCCCUCAUCGGCUUUGUCGUUGCCAUCAUCUACUUGAGCCGCCGGAAGCGUGCGAUUACAACGCCCUUACCCGAUGAGGACUCGCAACGGCCUACCAUGAGCACAGAGCCCUAUUUCGCCACGUCUCAGCAAUACCCUGUCACGGAGCGUGGUGUGCUGUUCGCGCGCCACGAUGGAGGUUCCGGAUACCUGAUGAAACGCGAGCAUACGCCGUACAGUCUGCCGUCGGCUUCCGGCAACACCAGCGGAUCCAGUGUACACCCCGAUUCUCAAGCAUCGGCUCCUGAAUCCGUCGAACAUGUACGCGUUGACGCCAGUGCGCUGCAACGUCUAUUGCUGAGCAUUGGCGGAGCGUUAUCCGACCUACAACGUCGCGAGAGUCGGCAUGCCAGCACUGGAGAGUUGUCCGAGCUGCCUCCAGACUACGAAGAAGGACCUGUCAGACGUUGA
Molecule: messenger RNA, 1848 nt
Organism: Peniophora sp. CBMAI 1063
Lineage: Eukaryota; Fungi; Basidiomycota; Agaricomycetes; Russulales; Peniophoraceae
Source: the annotation of a GenBank genome assembly